UUUUCCCGUCAGUGCAGAAACGGUCUCACUUUCGAAUAGUUUUGCGUCGUGAGCAGCGGAAAAUUAAAUAAAAAUAAAGCAAAAAAUCAAGAUGAAGCGAAAUCGUCGUCCAUCCGCAGCCAACACCAAGCCAUUUGUCUCGGGCGGCAUUUACAAUCCCAAUGCCACCGCCAAGCCUUUGAUCCAACAGCCGUUGCAGAUCGUCAAUGUCCAGGAGCAGCAGGCUCUUCCGGUGGCUGAAUUUCAGGCACCGGCUGCCCCGGUGGCUGUUCAGCCGCCACAGGCCCCAUUAGUGGCUGUUCAGUCGCCACCGGCUCCUGUCCCCGUUCAAGUGGGGACCCCGGCCGCCCAGCAGAGGAAUCCGGAUGCGGACGCCAUCGUCCACAAGCUGCCCUUGCCAAUCAUCGUCAAGGAGGAGCCGAUGUCUGUAGACGAGGGAGAGCCCAUCGACAUCGUAGAGGAUCUCAAUGCCAGCGGCACCGGGGGCAAGAUCCCAUUUAAAAAAAUCUUCCAAAAGCGCAAGAAGUCGUCUGAACGCACUCGGGAUAAGAAGCUGCGACAGAACCGCCAACUGCGCAAGUCCAUGCUGCCCAAGAACGCUUUGAUGGCCCUUAACGAGGUGAAGGGCGUGACCAUCAGCGAUUUCACCAUCGACAGCAAUCCCGACGGCGGGUUCACUGCCGUUGUCACUGUGAACACCAAUCAGUACGAGGGAAAGGGUCUCUCAAAGAUGACAGCCAAGAACGCGGCCUGCGAGAAGGCUUGGCGAGACUUUAUAAUUGCAAAGAUGACCCCCAAGCCGCCCCGUGUUCAGCACAGUGAAGUCGACGGGGAUACAAACGAGGAUGAGGCCGAUGCACCGGAGGAUGAUCUGCCCAUGUUGAAUCUGGCCUCGUUUGCAAUCUACAAGCUGUUCGCAGAGUGGGAGCGUGAGGGCUAUGUCGUGCCCGAAAUGCAUCCUUCGGCCAAUGCUGCUCAACAGGCCGGAGGAGAUGCCGGAACUCCAGUUCCCGCAUUGCCGAAGGAGCCAAAGAAGCCGCCAGUGCGCACCGAGCUGCCCUCUGGCUGGGAGACCAUGCACCCGGCCACCAUUCUCUGCAUUAUGCGUCCGGGACUCAACUACGUGGACUACGGGUCAUCUGGCGACAAGCCCAACGUCAUGCAGCAUCUGGGAAUCACGGUGGACAACCAGGAGUUCCAAGCCAACGGAAGAUCCAAGAAGAUCGCCCGUCGCAACGUGGCCGUGGAAGUGUGCAACUCUCUGUUCGGCACCAACUUCACCUACAGCGACACAGCUUAAGACACCAACUGUAGUACACACACACACACGAAUGCCUCUCUUAACGGCCAGCAAUCCGAAGAUUGUGACCCUGACGUCAAAUGCGCAACUUUGUUAAGAAUUCCUUCUCUGUGAAGAUGAAGAGGCAUAUUAAACAAUAGGUAUUUUCCAUUUUA
Messenger RNA from Drosophila santomea, 1455 nucleotides. RefSeq names its product double-stranded RNA-specific editase 1 (gene DIP1). Bases 92 to 1300 code for a protein of 402 amino acids. The record is from RefSeq and is a predicted model, not a curated record. The transcript has 4 exons. NCBI's taxonomy places the organism in Eukaryota, Metazoa, Arthropoda, Insecta, Diptera, Drosophilidae.